GCCGCGCCCGUUGGCGGAUCGCGACCUCCCUGCCCGCAGCGGGCUCCUCCUCCCGCAUGGAGCGCCGCUGAGCCCGGGGUGGUGCUGCAUUGUUGUCCCGCGAGCCCCUGCCCGCGCCGGGGUGCCCGAUCGGCGGCCGCGGGGCCCCGCGCUGUCUUCGCGUGUUCUGUGUGUGUACAUAUCUUGCUCUUACAUUGAUAAAUAUACGUAUAUUGAGCGUGUCCACGUCUCCUCGCUGAACCUUAGGCACCCUUUGGCACAAUGUCCUGUGUGCAUUAUAAAUUUUCCUCUAAACGCAACUAUGACACGGUCACCUUUGACGGGCUGCACAUCUCCCUCUGCGACUUAAAGAAGCAGAUCAUGGGGAGAGAGAAGCUGAAAGCCGCCGACAGCGACCUGCAGAUCACCAACGCGCAGACGAAGGAAGAGUAUACUGAUGAUAAUGCUCUAAUUCCUAAGAAUUCAUCUGUAAUUGUUAGAAGAGUUCCUAUAGGAGGUGUUAAAUCCACAAGCAAGACAUAUGUUAUAAGUCGAACUGAACCAGUGAUGGGAACUACAAAAGCAAUUGAUGACUCUUCUGCAUCUAUUACUCUGGCCCAGCUUACAAAGACUGCCAAUCUGGCUGAAGCCAAUGCUUCCGAAGAAGAUAAAAUUAAAGCAAUGAUGUCACAGUCUGGCCAUGAAUACGACCCAAUUAAUUACAUGAAGAAACCUCUCGGACCACCACCUCCAUCUUACACAUGUUUCCGUUGUGGUAAACCUGGCCAUUAUAUUAAGAAUUGCCCAACAAAUGGGGAUAAGAACUUUGAGUCUGGGCCUAGAAUUAAAAAGAGCACUGGAAUUCCCAGAAGUUUUAUGAUGGAAGUAAAAGACCCUAACAUGAAAGGUGCAAUGCUGACCAACACUGGAAAAUACGCAAUCCCUACUAUAGAUGCAGAAGCGUAUGCAAUUGGGAAGAAAGAAAAGCCACCCUUCUUACCAGAGGAGCCAUCUUCUUCUUCAGAAGAGGACGACCCGAUCCCAGAUGAACUGCUGUGUCUGAUCUGCAAAGACAUUAUGACUGACGCCGUCGUCAUUCCCUGCUGCGGAAACAGCUACUGUGACGAGUGUAUAAGAACAGCACUCCUGGAAUCGGAUGACCAUACCUGUCCAACUUGUCAUCAGAAUGAUGUCUCUCCUGAUGCUUUAAUCGCCAACAAAUUCUUACGACAGGCUGUUAAUAACUUCAAAAAUGAAACUGGCUAUACAAAAAGACUCCGAAAACAGUUACCUCCCCCGCCACCCCCGAUCCCGCCUCCAAGACCACUCAUUCAGCGAAACCUACAGCCUCUGAUGAGAUCUCCGAUAUCACGGCAGCAGGACCCUCUGAUGAUUCCAGUGACGUCUUCAUCUGCCCACUCAGCUCCCUCUUUGUCUUCCUUAACUGCAAGUCAGUCUUCCUUGGCCUCUUCUGUACCUGGAAAUCCAUCUUCUACCCCAGCUCCUGUACCCGACAUAACUGCAACUGUCUCCAUAUCUGUCCAUUCAGAGAAGUCAGAUGGACCCUUCCGGGAUUCUGAUACUAAAAUAUUGCCAGCUGCAGCCCUUGCGUCAGAGCACUCAAAAGGAGCUUCUUCAAUUGCAAUUACUGCUCUUAUGGAAGAGAAGGGUUACCAGGUCCCUGUUCUUGGAACCCCAUCAUUGCUUGGACAGUCAUUAUUACACGGACAGCUGAUCCCUACAACUGGUCCAGUAAGAAUAAAUGCUGCUCGUCCAGGCGGUGGUCGACCAGGUUGGGAACACUCCAACAAGCUUGGAUAUCUGGUUUCUCCACCGCAGCAAAUUAGAAGAGGGGAGAGAAGCUGCUACAGAAGUAUAAACCGCGGGCGACACCACAGUGAAAGAUCGCAGAGGACUCAAGGCCCAUCGCUACCAGCGACUCCAGUCUUUGUGCCUGUUCCUCCACCUCCUUUGUAUCCGCCUCCGCCCCAUACACUUCCUCUCCCUCCAGGUGUCCCUCCCCCACAGUUUUCUCCUCAGUUUCCUCCUGGCCAGCCGCCACCUGCUGGGUAUAGCGUGCCUCCUCCAGGGUUUCCUCCAGCUCCUGCCAACUUAUCGACACCUUGGGUAUCAUCAGGAGUGCAGACAGCUCAUUCAAAUACCAUCCCCACAACACAGGCGCCGCCUUUGUCCAGGGAAGAGUUCUAUCGAGAACAGCGCCGACUAAAGGAAGAGGAAAAGAAAAAGUCCAAGCUAGAUGAGUUUACAAAUGAUUUUGCUAAGGAAUUGAUGGAAUACAAAAAGAUUCAAAAGGAGCGUAGGCGCUCAUUUUCCAGGUCCAAGUCUCCCUAUAGUGGGUCAUCAUAUUCAAGAAGUUCGUACACUUACUCUAAGUCGAGAUCCGGCUCCACGCGCUCGCGCUCUUACUCGCGCUCAUUCAGCCGCUCACACUCGCGCUCCUACUCACGGUCGCCUCCGUACCCCAGAAGAGGCAGGGGCAAGAGUCGCAAUUACCGGUCCCGCUCUCGGUCCCACGGGUAUCAUCGGUCCAGGUCGAGGUCACCCCCGUACAGACGCUAUCACUCACGAUCGAGAUCUCCUCAAGCAUUCAGGGGACAGUCUCCCAACAAACGGAACGUACCUCAAGGAGAAGCCGAGCGUGAAUAUUUUAAUAGGUACAGAGAAGUUCCACCACCUUAUGACGUGAAAGCGUAUUAUGGGAGGAAUGUGGACUUUAGAGAUCCCUUUGAAAAAGAGCGUUACCGAGAAUGGGAGAGAAAAUACAGAGAGUGGUAUGAGAAAUACUAUAAAGGUUAUGCUGCUGGAGCACAGCCUAGGCCCUCCACGAACAGGGAGAACUUCUCUCCGGAGAGAUUUUUAUCACUUAAUGUCAGAAAUUCACCCUUCACAAGAGGUCGCAGAGAAGAUUAUGUUGGACAAAGUCAUAGAAGUCGAAAUAUAGGUGGCAGUUACCCAGAGAAGCUUCCAACAAGGGAAGGUCACAAUCAGAAGGAUAGUACAAAGUCCAAAGAGAGGGAAGGCGACAGUGUUCCUGGAGAUGGUAAAGGAAAUAAGCACAAGAAACACAGAAAGAGAAGAAAAGGUGAAGAGAGUGAAGGCUUUCUGAACCCGGAGUUGUUGGAGACUGCGAGGAAAUCGAGAGAGCCCGCAGGUGUUGAAGAAAACAAGACGGACUCGUUGUUCGUUCUUCCAAGCAGAGAUGAUGCCACACCGGUUAGAGACGAGCCGAUGGAUGCAGACUCCAUCACGUUCAAAUCCGUGUCUGAAAAGGACAAGAGAGAAAAGGAUAAACCAAAAACAAAAGGUGACAAGGCCAAACGGAAGAACGAUGGGUAUGCUGUGUCCAAAAAAGAAAACGUCGUAAAACCUGCUAAAGGACCCCCAGAGAAGCUAGAUGGAGAGCGUGAGAAAUCUCCUCGGUCUGAACCUCCACCUAAAAAAGCCAAAGAGGAGACUCCAAAGACGGACCCCGCUAAACAGUCAUCUUCCUCACAGAAGGAUGAGAAGAUCGUGGGCACUCUCAGGAAAGCGCACUCUAAAUCUGCAAAAGAGCACCCAGAGACAAAGCCGCUCAAAGAGGAAAAGGUGAAGAAGGACUACUCCAAAGAUGUCAAGUCAGAAAAGCUAGCUAAUAAGGAAGAAAAGGCCAAGAAGCCUAAUGAGAAAAACAAGCCGCUUGACAGCAAGGGAGAAAAGAGAAAAAGGAAAACUGAAGAGAAAGGUGUAGAUAAAGAUUUUGAGUCAUCGUCCAUGAAAAUUUCUAAAGUAGAAGUAACUGAAAUAACGAAACCGUCACCAAAGCGCAGGAUGGAACCUGACCUUGAAAAGGCGGACCGGUCCCCAGAGAAGGACAAAAUUCCAUCCUCAUCUGCCCCAGCCAAAAAAAUCAAGCUCAACCGAGAGACUGGGAAAAAAAUUGGGAGUACAGAAAACGUACCUAGUGCAAAAGAGCCCUCUGAGAAGUUGGAGUCCACCUCCAGCAGAAUUAAACAGGAAAAGGGCAAAGGAAAGGCCAAACGGAAAGUCACCGGGACUGAGGGAUCCGGCUCGACUCUUGUGGAUUACGCCAGUACGAGCUCAACUGGAGGCAGUCCUGUGCGGAAAUCUGAAGAAAAGACAGACACAAAGCGAACUGUAAUUAAAACUAUGGAGGAAUACAAUAAUGACAAUACCGCUCCUGCUGAAGAUGUUAUCAUCAUGAUCCAGGUUCCUCAGUCCAAGUGGGAUAAAGAUGACUUCGAAUCUGAAGAAGAAGAUAUUAAAUCCACACAGCCUAUAGCAAGUGUGGGGAAGCCUUCUAGUGUUAUAAAAAACGUUGCUCCUAAGCCAUCCAGUGCAGGUAAGUACACGGAGAAAGAGAAUGAACCAUCAGAGAAAAUGAAACUAACGAAGGAAAUGAGCCAUGAAGUUCUGCAGCAUGAGGCAAAAAGUUCAAAAAACUCUGCGUCUAGUGAAAAGGGGAAAACCAAAGAUCGAGACCAUUCAGUAUCAGAGAAGGAAAAUCCUGAGAAAAGGAAGAGUAACACUCAGCCAGAGAAAGACAGUAAUCUGGACCGUUUAAAUGAACAAGGAAAUUGUAAAAGUGCAUCUCAGUCAUCUAAAGAGUCUCGAACUUCAGAGAAGCAUGACUCCAGUCGCAGCUCCUCGAAUAAAGACUUUACUCCCAGCAGAGACAAAAAGCUCGACUAUGAGAACAGAGAAUAUUCAGGUUCCAAACGGAGAGAUGAAAGAAAUGAGUUAACAAGAAGAAAAGACUCUCCUUCUCGGAAUAAAGAUUCUGCCGGACAGAAAAAUAAGCCAAAGGAGGAGAGAGAUUUGCCUAAAAAAGGAACAGCAGAUGCCAGGAAAAGUUCUAGUCCCUCGAGAGACAAAAAACCUCAUGAUCAUAAGUCACCUUAUGAUACAAAACGUGCAACUGAAGAGACAAAACCUGUAGAUAAGAAUUCCUGUAAGGAUCGUGAGAAGCACGCAGCAGACGCGCGGAGCGGCAAAGAAUCAAGUGCCGGGAAGUUGCCGUACUUACUUAACCCGCCAGACCCACAGCUAGAAAAGGAGCAGCAGCCUGCUGGGCAAACUGACAAGAACGCUGUAAAGCCUAAACCCCAGGUCAGUCACUCCUCGCGACUUUCCUCCGACCUGACUAGAGAAACUGAUGAAGCUGCUUUUGAACCCGACUACAAUGAAAGUGACAGUGAAAGUAAUGUGUCUGUGAAAGAAGACGAUACUUCUGGAAGCAUUUCCAAGGACCCGAAAGAGAAGACGAUGGAGAAAGCAAAAGAAAGCCUGGACACGCCAGCAGUCGAGCAGGUGGGCGUGAGCAGGAGCCAGAGUCAAAGCAGCCCUAGCGUUAGUCCAAGUAGAAGUCACAGCCCUUCGGGAAGCCAGACCCGGAGUCACAGCAGCAGUGCCAGCUCCGCAGAAAGUCAGGACAGCAAGAAGAAAAAGAAAAAGAAGGAAAAGAAGAAGCACAAGAAACACAAAAAGCAUAAGAAGCAUAAGAAACAUGCAGGUACUGAAGCAGAAUUGGAAAAAAGCCAAAAACACAAACACAAGAAAAAGAAGUCAAAGAAGAGCAAAGAUAAAGAGAAGGAGAAGGAGAAGGAUGACCAAAAAGCGAAAUCUGUCCCUGUGUAAAGGGCAGAUUUUUUUUUAAUUGACUUAAUUACUAAGUCAUCUGUAUUAAAUUUUGUUAUAAUGUAAAGAGAUUCAAGCCUUGUAAAUAAUGACAUGGAAGACCCUGUGCUGCACUUAAAAUAUUGCUGCUUGAUUAUUUGAUUUUUACAUCAGAGCUUUAUAACACGAACUUUUGUACAGAAUUGUGAGUUGUGACCAUGUAACAUGAGAGGUUUUGCUAGGGCCUAUUAUUUUUAACCACCAUUAAUUAGUUGGGGUGGAGUUUACUGUGAAAUUUUCACAUUUGAAUUUUUUUAAUUGCCUGGCAAAAGCUGAUAGAAGUUCUAAAAUAUCAGCAGAAUGAUUUGCUGAAUUCAUUACAACCCCGUUAUGUGACGUUUUGAUUACAAUAAAAGUUUUCAGUAAACUUUUCAAA
This is a messenger RNA of Chinchilla lanigera (long-tailed chinchilla), 6049 nucleotides long. It is a transcript of the gene Rbbp6, whose product is annotated as retinoblastoma binding protein 6. Gene Ontology annotation, molecular function: zinc ion binding; ubiquitin protein ligase activity; nucleic acid binding. Gene Ontology annotation, biological process: ubiquitin-dependent protein catabolic process; protein ubiquitination; mRNA processing. The record is from RefSeq and is a predicted model, not a curated record. NCBI's taxonomy places the organism in Eukaryota, Metazoa, Chordata, Mammalia, Rodentia, Chinchillidae. Gene Ontology annotation, cellular component: nucleus.